Molecule: messenger RNA, 2086 nt
Organism: Caenorhabditis sp. 36 PRJEB53466
Lineage: Eukaryota; Metazoa; Nematoda; Chromadorea; Rhabditida; Rhabditidae
Source: the annotation of a GenBank genome assembly
AUGACUGUCUCCUAUAACUUGGACGUCUCCUCCGCCUCGAUCAUCUCAUUUCUUCGCUUGCAAUUACGCUGGAAGGGCUCUAUCUGGAAGUAUCUUCUCAAAGUGAGUCCUCGUAGUUUCUGAACUUUGUAAUCACGUAUUCAGGAACUGUUCAUAUUCGUUUUUGCGUUCGUUUUCAUCUCAUCAAUCUACCGAAGCAAUUUGAUCAUCGGUGAGAACACGCGAAAGUAAAUACGAAUUCCCCACUCACUUUCAUGAAUAUCAUCUUUUUGCAAGGAUAUGGGAUAACUUUGCCGCUCUGUUCGAUCAGACGAUGGAGUUCAUUCCGCUCACUUUCAUGCUCGGAUUCUUCGUCACGAUCAUCGUCCGCCGCUGGAAUGACAUUUUCGCCAACCUCGGAUGGGUCGACAAGUGCCUCUCCCUUCCCCUUUCCCUCGCUCCCAUUCCCAACGUUCCCUUUUCAGCACUGCCAUCACUGUCGCCAACUACAUCAGAGGAACGGACGACCGCACGCGAAUGCUCCGUCGGAAUGUGAUCCGGUACAUGGUGCUCACUCAGGUGCUCGUUUUCCGUGACAUUUCCCUUCAAGUUCGUCGCCGGUUUCCAACCCUCGAGUCGAUCGUUUCCGCAGGUACCGUAAACGUGCUCUAACACUUUUAGAUUUUGUUCGGUUGAGGAUUCAUGCUAGAGCACGAAAAGGAUGCCCUGUACAGCGUGGCGUGCAAGUAUUCAAAGUACUUCGUUCCGAUUCAAUGGAGCACAGGACUGCUCGUCGAGGCGAGAACCGAGGGGAAGAUUGCGGCCGAUCUGUUGAUGAAUGAGAUCGGAAAAAGCAUUAUAGAAUUCAGGAAAGGGUUGGCUCUUUUGAGCAACUAUGAUUGGGUUCCGAUUCCAUUGGCAUACCCGCAGGUACAUACUCCCAAUGAGUCACUUCCUCUCCAUACGGUCCCCCCUUCUCAGGUCGUAUUCCUGGCUGUUCGUUCCUACUUCUUCAUGGCACUCAUCGCUCGUCAAUCCGUACUUCUUGACGGAAAGCCACCGGAGCAGCCGAGCAUCGUGAGUUGAGAAGAACUAAAGAGAAUACCGAUGAGUUCGUUCAGUUGUAUCCCACGGUUCCGUUCGUGAUGUCGGUUCUUCAAUUCAUUUUCGUGGUCGGCUGGAUGAAAGUGGCGGAGAGCAUGAUCAAUCCGCUCGGAGAAGACGACGACGACUUCGAGUGCAACUUCCUUCUGGACAGAAACUUGGCAGUCGGCCUCACGAUCGUUGACGACUGCUACAAUCAGAUUCCAGCACUUGAGAAGGACAUGUUCUGGUGCUCCGGUACGCUUUCCCCCCAUUAUUUUCAUUAUGUUUUCCCGUUUUCCAGACGUCGAGCCUCUGUACUCUGUGGACACGGCAAUGAUUCCGAAGAACCCACAAGUUGGCUCAGCUGCCAAUUAUGAGUGAGUUCGACGUCCUCCUCUCCGAACAAUUUCAAUGUUUCAGUGUGAAAACCGAAGAGGAGGUGAUGAUGAUGCCGCACAUGGAUGACGUGGAUCUGUAUGAUUUCGAGUCGACAAACCAUCUGAUUCCGAGGAAGACGUUCUCGGUCAUCUCGAUCGGACGGCAGUUCGGCAGCCGCGCCAGCCUCGCUUCCCGCAAACGAAGCAUGAUGUUUGAUCAGUUGAGGGGAAAAGUGGCCAGGAAACAGUGAGAGACUCUUUCGUUUUCAAUCCAGAAAUAAUCGGAUUCAGAAACCGAAACAAUAUGUUCCAAAGUUCGGCUUCGCAAGCCACCCUUCACUAUAACUAUGAGUCACAGGCGCCGAGUGAGGUGAGUAGAGGAAUGGAAAGGUUCCUUCGAGCUCGAAAGGCAAAUUCAGAUCAAUCUGUCCACUCUGGAAAUGACUGCACCUGCGAAGAGGAAAACUUCAACUGGAAAGUUGGGAUCGACAAGUGAGAAAGCUUGCUUUGAUGACGUGCGAACAUCGUUCCUUUCAGUGGUGGCCGAGGAACAGCACAAAACAUCGGCGGAAGUUCUUCCGAUUGUGAUCGAGGAGGACGAGGAGAAGUCGCGAAUGCUCGAAAAGGCGCCCAAGUUCGGAUGA